UUUUUUUUUUUUAAAAAAAAAAAAGAAAGAAAGAAAUAAAUACUCUAUUAGAAAGAUGAGACUUGUUACUAAUACUGAACAAGAAAAUGCUUCUCGUUAUGCCAUGAAAGGCUUUGCUAUUGGGGCAGCACAAUGGGCAGGUGUUGGUCUCUUUGCAUCUGGUUUACUUUAUGCUUUUAUGCCUUGGUAUCGUAAAACUCAAACUGUCAAUAAGUUUUACAUUGUUAUGUGUUUUGGAUUAGGUGGAGGUGCAUAUAAAUCAGAUAGAUAUAUGGUAAAUUACGAACGUAGAGGUAGAGCACAACAAUUAGAUGAAGAAACAAAAAAGAGAUAUGAAUUAUUAUAUGGAGAUACUUUUGAGGACAAGAAAACUGAAUAAAGUGGAAAGAAAUCGAAACGAAAAUACUACAUCUUCAAGUAUUUUACUUGAUUUUGUAGUGUGGUUUUUUGUUCUAGUAUAAGAGGAAGCAUUUACACAUACAAAAGAAAUAAAAUGUUUGUAUCAUUUA
Cokeromyces recurvatus is the source of this 509-nucleotide messenger RNA. RefSeq lists its product as uncharacterized. Bases 56 to 379 code for a protein of 107 amino acids. NCBI's taxonomy places the organism in Eukaryota, Fungi, Mucoromycota, Mucoromycetes, Mucorales, Mucoraceae. The transcript has 2 exons. The record is from RefSeq and is a predicted model, not a curated record.